Molecule: messenger RNA, 1620 nt
Organism: Lottia gigantea (owl limpet)
Lineage: Eukaryota; Metazoa; Mollusca; Gastropoda; Lottiidae
Exons: 9
Coding region: 132-1367 (411 amino acids)
Cellular component (GO): Cul4-RING E3 ubiquitin ligase complex
Molecular function (GO): protein binding
Source: RefSeq, a predicted model, not a curated record
CGAAAAUUCGUUAAUGAUUUUGGAGAUGUUACUUUUCAGAUAAUGUUUUUGGGUUUUUAAUUUCGAAAAUAUGCAAGAUACAUUGUCCAGUGUUUUGUACGACGAAACAUUGGACUUUUCUCCAUACCAUAAUGAAGAGAGGCCAGGGUAAGAAAUCACAUUGUCAAUCAGAAUUACUGGAUACUAGCUAUCAAGGAAUAUCAACUGAAGCAUUUAAAUACAUACAGAAACGUCAGUAUGGAAACACAGUACCAAAUCCACAUAAACUUUUAUCAGAAUAUACUUCUCAACAAAUACCACGUAUUGUACAGGAGAAAGAAUAUGAAUUAGGAAAAAUUAAUAAAAUAUUUGCUUCACAAUGGUUAAAUGACAGACAAGUAGUUUUUGGUACCAAAUGUAACCAGUUAAUAGCAUUAGAUUUGUUAAAUAGUCAAAUGACCCACAUUCCCACAUUGAGAAGUAGUGAAGAAAGCAUUCCAGCAGAUUGUCCUUGUGGUAUUCAUGCAGUAGCUGUUAAUCCGUCCCAUACCCUAUUAGCUACUGGAGCUAGUCAUACUAAUGAUAUAGCUGUGUACAGUUUACCAACAUUUGAUCCUGUUUGUGUUGGUGAGCGAGCUCAUACAGAUUGGAUAUUUGAUUUAGUGUGGGUUGAUGAUGAAUUCCUAGUCUCAGGUUCUAGAGAUAGUCAAAUUGGUUUAUGGAAGAUUGAUAAUAAUGGUAGUGAUAAACCAGUCAAAUUAAGCAGUCUCUAUUUACCAGAUUAUGAUGUCAAUUAUCCUCUAGAAAAGUGUGUAGUACCCAAAGCUCAGAAAGUUCGGGCUUUAUCAUAUCAUGUAAAUAGAAAAGAAUUAGGAAUAUUAUCAUUAAAUGCUUUGAUACAUUUAUGGGAUGUUGAGACUUUCCAAUCUAAAUCAACAAGAAAGUUGGUACACUAUAAAGAAUGUGUGUGUAUGUCAGUAAGUGAAGAAAAACAACUGUAUGCAGUUGGAUCUCAAUCACAUGUAACACUUGUUGAUCCUAGGGUUAAAAAUUUAACAGCUUUUCCUUCCAAACAUAGAGAUAGAGGUAUACGAUCAGUGGGGUUUAAUAAAGAUAUUAUUAGUAUUGGUACUGGUAUAGGUUAUAUGUUAUUUUAUGAUCUUCGAGCUAAUAAAUACCUAGAGUUAGGCUGUCAACAUUCAUUUUCUUUAAAUAUUGGUAAAGGAUGGUUGAGGAUUGAUGAUAAUUUUCGAGAUUUUUUUAUUGAACAAGAAUAUCCUAAUGCUAUUUAUACACACAGUUAUGAUGAAAGUGGUACCAGGUUAUUUGCUGCAGGAGGACCUUUACCUGCAGGAUUGUGGGGAAACUAUGCUGGGAUGUGGUACUAAUAUCACCAUAUUUUUUAACCUUAUGUACACCAGAUUUUUGUGGAUAUUCUGAAAGAAUUUUACUUAAAAAAUUUGACUUUAUACGAAUGUGACCAUUUAAAAAAGUGAUAUUAUAGCUUAGAAUGACCAUAUUAUUAUAUAUCAUACAAUUUUUGGUUCUUUGUAGUCAAACCUUUUUUUUUUUGCUAGUACUCUGAUUUUAUAAAUUUUAACUUUUGAAAAGUUUAGGUUGUGAAAAGUUGUGUGAAAAUUU